AUGUCAGCAGUUGCAGUUGAUUCAAAACUUUCCCAUCAUCCUUCCUCUAUGUAUAACGACAGAGAUGAGCUUGAUUACCCCAUCGCAGAUAAGACCCUGAAUAGCCUUUUUAUGUUCCAGGUUAAUUUCAAUGAUCUAAAAAAAGUGCUUGACUAUUUAAUGGCUAAUUAGAAAAAGCAGUAGUAUCUGAUUGAUUAACUAAUUGACUCUAAAGUCAAAGACGGCUCUAUCAAAGUUAUUGAGAAGCUUGUACAUCUUCCCUCCAGAGAUUAUGAUAAACCAGUUAGUUCCUAAAAUAUUUAGGAAUCUGAAUAAUAUUUGGGAAAUAAUAGUGCUAGAUCGAAUUAAGAAUCUAAGGUUGGAUCUUUUUUAGAUUAAAAUGGUUAAAACUUGUAAUCCUAGUAAUAGAAUAAGCCUUUGAAAUCUAGAUAAUCCUCCUAGCUACAAGGUGGAGAUAGAUCUAGAGAAGUUGACACUUUAAAAAAUAUUUGCUCUGAUUUAGAAAAAAAAAUAAAAGAUUUAGAAGAUAAAUCUUUGCAAACCGACUCAAUUUUGGGAGAAACUCGUACCGAACUAGAUGUUCUCAAAUUGAAUCAGUAGCAAAAAGGACUUAUCAAAAAGAAAACCAUGAAAGAUAACUAGGCUUCAAAUGCUUUAUAAUUCGAUAAAGAAGAAAAUAGACUAAAUGACUUAUAGAUGGAUCUGGACAGAGUAAAGUAGAAUGUCAUAGACAUUGAAGCUCUUUUGCAAAGAUCUGAUAGAUCUUCUCGCAGAUAUCAAGCUUAGGAUGGUUUGCCCAUUAUGGCAAGAGCCUCUUCUAAUCAUAGAAAUAGAGACUUGAGUGAUGAUUCGAAAGAUAAACUAAGAGCCCUAGAAAUUAAAACAACUGACCUUGAAUAAAAGAUAAAAUUACUCCUGCAGUCAGGCAGAAGAAAUUUAAAUAAUAGUCUCUCUGGUCUUGGUUCAAGAUCAUUAAGCAAGGGUCUUAGCACUCUUGAAGAUAAACAAAACAACAACAACUAGCUAUAGGUUCCAAGCAUGAACGGUGAUAAUAUGAAUCUUAAUGAGGACUAAGAUGACUUGAAUACUGGUGCAGGAGGCUUUGAUAUUGGUGAUAUAAUAUUGCUGAUUGAUACUAUGAAGGAGGACUUAAGAAAAGAGUUUACCAGUAAAUAUGAAAUUGAUAAGCUGUAGGGUAGACUUGGUAUUGAUGAAUAAGAUCUUGAUGAUAUGACAUUAACUAUGGGUCUAGAUAGUCGUAAGAUUAAAGAAAACUCUGAGAGAUUAGAUUAACAGAGCGAGAAAAUUAACAAUAACACUAACCAAAUUAUUGAACUGGCAAAUCAAAUUUAAAAGCUGAAUGAACAGAUAAAAAAUAAAGCUGAAUCUGAAGAUGUUGAAAGCAUUCACAACUUUGUCAAUGACCUAUACGAUCGUCUUUAAGAUCUGGAGAAGCACUCUGGUCACGGUGAUGGAACAAUUAAACCGCCCAUUCAAAGAGUACAACUCGGAGGUAACUCAGCAUUAGGUUCUAGAGGUGGAAACUCUGGAGAUGUUUAAAGUUAAAUUAGAGACCUCUAUGAAAAUGAUGUAACAAGUAUCAAUGAGAUCAAGGAUAAGAUAAAGGAUAUUUACAAUUAAUUUGAAAAGAAAGCGAACAUCCACGAUCUUAGUAAAGCUACUUAAUAAAUUGAUGACUUGAAAACAAAGAAAGCUCAAAUGGCCAAAGAUAUAGAAUCAUUAAAGAAGUUUAUUUCUGAAAAAAAUCAAGCUACUGUCGAUCAAGUUACCUAAGUGAAGAAUAGCCUUCUUCUACUUUAAAAUAAAUUCAAUGAAGCAUAAGUUAAGAAUGUAGAAAUCUAAAAACUGGUAUAAGAAAGAGGCUCUUUGUUUGGACUGGGAUUAGAGGAUGAAAAGAAGAUAGAUGAAGAAAUGAUUAAUGAGAUAAAUGAGAAGAUAAACAACUUAGCCAAUGAAAUAAAGAAAACAAACAAGUCAAUAGAAGGUGAAGUAGCAAUCAUUGACUAAAAGCUUUAAGAAAAAGUAGAUAACAGUGCUAUCCCUAAAAUAGAAGAGAAAAUUCUACAAGAAUGCGAUAAGCUUAUCUAGAAAAUGCUUAAGAGAGUAGCUGAGAAGUAGGAACUACAAGCAGUAGUGAAGCAUUUUGACAAGCUUAUAAAAAAUCUACAUACCUAUAUCAAGAACAAGUUUAGCAUGGUUGAGGAAAAUGAUGAUGCAAUAUUAUCUAAGAAGCCUCUAGGUGGCUUUAGUUGUGCUUCUUGCGAAAAGGGAAUCAAGAAUCUAUCAUUAUAAGCUAAUUUGGGAGAAUUUAAUUCAUGGAAUAAGAUGCCAUAAAGAGAACCAAUUGCUAAGAUAGGAUAAGGAUUCUCGAAAAUUCUUCAAAUGAUAAAGCCUGGUAUGCUAACUGGUGAAAACUAGGGUAUGGUAGGAACAGCUAGAUAGUUGCUGAAUGAGUCUACCUCUUUUAUGCCUAAUUUCACGAAGAAUUCUUUGCAUCUAGAUGAAGCUAAUAAUAUCGUUAAUAAUGUUGAAAUAUCAAGACUCUCAAACAUGAAUUCGACUGCACCUAAUUUUAAUAACAACUUUGAGUUUAACUUACAUAUUACUGGAUCUUAGACUGCUAGAAAUGGUUCAUUGCCUCCCUAGUUAGAAUCGAAAGAAGAAGUUAAUAAUUAAGUAAAUAAUUCCUUGAUUGAGAAGAAUUAGAUUGAAAAUACCACUAUAUUAAAUCGGCCUAAACUGAGCAAGGGCCCAAUACUUGUAAAGGGAGGAAAAAUAUUGGGAUCCAGAUCUUAAAGUAAUUUGCCUUAAAUAUAGAAUAAAAAUUAAUAAUAGCCGCUAUGA
This is a messenger RNA of Stylonychia lemnae, 2865 nucleotides long. The record is from the annotation of a GenBank genome assembly. Lineage: Eukaryota; Ciliophora; Spirotrichea; Sporadotrichida; Oxytrichidae.